CGCCCGCCCAAAUGCGCCUGGCUGUCCGGACGCUGCUGCAGGCCUACGUGCCGAGCAUUCGGUUCUCCAACACCCACCGUCUGUUCAAGGAGGUGAGCGGAAGCAGUUCUGCUUCUGCCUCCUCCACUGCCGGUGCCAAGGCUGGGGUCAACGUGGAGUCCGUCACUGUGGUGGAUUCCUGGGCUGACCUGCCCGCCUACUACGCGCCGCGACCCGUCGCCGAAUGGGAGAUGGAGGCGCUGGUCGACGGUGUCGCCGGCAACCACUAAUGGCGUCACAGGUAGAAGCCGAUCCGUUUGUGAGGGACUGCUAUGCGGCUCGACACUGUGUAGCCCUUGCACAACGGAUGAGCAAUCGGCACGCGACUGGUCCCGGUGGCCUACUUGUUCGAAACUGCUUACGACGAGAUAAAGACACGUUUAUGGUCC
Molecule: messenger RNA, 428 nt
Organism: Thecamonas trahens ATCC 50062
Lineage: Eukaryota; Apusomonadida; Apusomonadidae
Exons: 2
Coding region: 12-269 (85 amino acids)
Source: RefSeq, a predicted model, not a curated record